Molecule: messenger RNA, 725 nt
Organism: Solanum stenotomum
Lineage: Eukaryota; Viridiplantae; Streptophyta; Magnoliopsida; Solanales; Solanaceae
Product: probable disease resistance protein RF45
Exons: 1
Coding region: 139-585 (148 amino acids)
Source: RefSeq, a predicted model, not a curated record
GUCAUAUUUUAAUCAAGAUUAAUUAUUUCAAAUUAGAUAUAAGAAAGACUUGAUUAAACAAUGUCUACUUAGUUAACCUCCUCUUCCUCUUUCUCUCGCAAUUUUUUUAACCAAAAAAUUUAGAAAGAGAUCAAUCCUAUGGCAAAUGAAGCUCUGAAGUUUUUCGUGGAGAACUUGUUGCAGCUGUUAAGUGAAAAUGUGGUGUUAAUAAAAGGCGUAGAGGACGAAUUCAAAAAUUUACUGGAAGAAGUGCAACGGCUGAAAGCAUUCGUUGAUGAUGGUGCUAAAUUCCACAGCGAUAACAUUGUAUGGGAUCAAUUGGUGAAAGAUAUUCAAAAAAUGAUACACAAAGCUGAAGAUGUAAUUGAUAAAUUUCUAGUUCAAGCAAAGCUGCACAGAGAAGAGAAAAAAGUUGGAAGAUUCUUCGAUGUGAGUCGUCUCAAAACAAUUACAUCUCUUGCAGAUGAGAUCAAAGGGAUCAGUGACAAAGUUAAGAAACUUCGAGAAGAAAGUAAACAUUCAUUCCAGCCCAGACCAAUUCUUGAGCACCCUAAAAGAGGGCACGAAAUAACCCAGGUAUGCUAAAAUCCCCAUAUAUUUUACCAGAGUUUGUUUAAAAUUCUUUUAAAUAUUUUCAGUUGUUACUGCUCUAUAGUCAUACUCUUUUCUUUUUAAUUCGUAAAAAAAAAAAACAUAUUUGUUCUUGUCAUCCACCUGUGAAAGAA